AUGGAUUACACCCUGGAACCCAAUGUCACCAUGACCGACUACUACCCUGACGUCUUCACCAUGCCCUGUGACACAGAGUUCCUCCUCCGAGGCAGCAGGUUGCAUCUUGCCAUCUUCUACUGCAUCUUGUUUGUGCUGGGCCUUCUGGGAAACAGCCUGGUCAUCCUGGUCCUUGUGGCCUGCAAGAAGCUGAGGAGUAUUACAGACAUCUACCUCCUGAACCUGGCCAUUUCUGACCUGCUUUUUGUCUUCUCGUUCCCCUUUCAGACUCACUACCUGCUGGACCAGUGGGUGUUUGGGACUGUCAUGUGUAAAGUGGUCUCUGGCUUUUAUUAUAUUGGCUUUUUCAGUAGCAUGUUCUUCAUCACCCUCAUGAGCGUGGACAGGUACCUGGCUAUCGUCCAUGCCGUCUAUGCCAUCAAAGUGAGGACGGCCAGAGUGGGCACAGCCCUGAGCCUGGUGGUGUGGCUGAUUGCCAUCACGGCCACCAUUCCAUUGCUGGUAUUUUAUCAAGUGGCCUCUGACGAUGGUAUUCUACAAUGUUUCCCAUUUUAUGACAAUCAGUCUUUGAGGUGGAAGCUCUCUGCUCACUUUGAAGUAAACACCUUGGGCCUGCUGCUCCCCUUUGCCAUCCUUCUGUUCUGCUACACCAAGAUCCUGCACCAGCUGCGCGGAUGCCAGAACCACAACAGCACCAGGGCCGUCAAGCUGGUGCUCACCGUCGUCAUUGCCUCUUUGCUCUUCUGGGUCCCGUUCAACGUGGUUCUCUUCCUCACGUCCCUGCACGACAUGCAUGUCUUGGACGGAUGUGCCCUGAGCCAGAGGCUGGCUCUGGCCACCCAUGUCACGGAAGUCAUCUCCUUCACACACUGCUGUGUGAACCCUGUCAUCUACGCCUUCAUAGGAGAAAAGUUCAAGAAGAACCUUGAAGAUGUGUUUCAAAAGAGUUGCAGCCACAUCUUCCUCUACAUAGGGAGGCAAAUGCCAGCGGGGGCAUGGGAAAGGCAGCUGUCCUCACAUCCGCGCUCUUCUCACUCCUCUACCCUGGACUACAUCUUGUAG
Molecule: messenger RNA, 1062 nt
Organism: Peromyscus eremicus (cactus mouse)
Lineage: Eukaryota; Metazoa; Chordata; Mammalia; Rodentia; Cricetidae
Gene: Ccr8
Product: C-C motif chemokine receptor 8
Exons: 1
Coding region: 1-1062 (353 amino acids)
Biological process (GO): chemotaxis; positive regulation of cytosolic calcium ion concentration; immune response
Cellular component (GO): membrane
Molecular function (GO): C-C chemokine receptor activity
Source: RefSeq, a predicted model, not a curated record